Molecule: messenger RNA, 888 nt
Organism: Talaromyces marneffei
Lineage: Eukaryota; Fungi; Ascomycota; Eurotiomycetes; Eurotiales; Trichocomaceae
Exons: 2
Coding region: 1-888 (295 amino acids)
Biological process (GO): proteasome-mediated ubiquitin-dependent protein catabolic process
Cellular component (GO): proteasome regulatory particle, lid subcomplex; cytosol; nucleus
Source: RefSeq, a predicted model, not a curated record
AUGUCUGACCUCAAAUCGCUCAUCGCAGAGCUUCACAAAAGCCUCGACCAGAAGAAGCUCGAUAAAGCCACCGAAAUCCUCUCCCGCGCAAAGCGAGCCCUUCUCCAACACAAUGUCCUCUUCCCCUCCGCAUCAACCCCCGCACAAGUCCGCUCACAGGCCCGCGAGAUCCUAGAGCUAGGCGCCAUAACCUCACUCCGACAGAUGGAUUCCCCAUCAUUCAUUCGAUACUAUCAACAACUCCAACCAUUCUACGAUUUUGAGCGCGAUACCUCUUCAAAAUCAGCAUCAAAAGAAGCUUCGAAAACGAGCCAACGAAGCAAAAUAACGGGAUUGUAUCUGUUACUGCUGUUGAGCUCAGGCGAUACAUCGCAGUUUCACACGGUGCUUGAGGGGUUGAUUGUGGAGGCGUCGUUGGAAGGACGCAGUGUAGAGGAUGACCCAUUCAUUAAAUAUCCCGUUGAGUUGGAGAGGAGUUUGAUGGAGGGCAGCUAUGACAAGGUGUGGCGAGCUACUAAGUCCUCGGAGGUGCCUACGGAGGAUUUUGGGUUGUUUUCAAACGUCCUCGUCGGAACAAUCCGAAGAGAAAUCGCCGACUGCUCAGAAACAGCUUACCAAUCCCUCCCCAUCUCCAACGCAAAGGACCUCCUCUUCCUCGAAUCCGAAGGCGCAGUUGUUGCAUUCGCACAGGAGUGUGGCUGGACUCUGAAAGAUGGACGCAUAUAUUUCCCUGCCCAGGCGGAUGUUGUCGCCCCCGUUCCUGAGACGCCUGGUGCUGUUGAGCCUGUGCAGGAAGGACAUCGGCCGGAGAAGGGUAUUGCGUUGGUAAGUAUGUCUGUUAUAGAAAACACUAUUGGAUACGCGAGGGAACUGGAGACUAUCGUUUAG